Messenger RNA from Platichthys flesus (European flounder), 3618 nucleotides. It is a transcript of the gene gphnb, whose product is annotated as gephyrin b. The record is from RefSeq and is a predicted model, not a curated record. Gene Ontology annotation, cellular component: cytoplasm; cytosol; postsynaptic membrane. Lineage: Eukaryota; Metazoa; Chordata; Actinopteri; Pleuronectiformes; Pleuronectidae. Gene Ontology annotation, molecular function: molybdopterin molybdotransferase activity. The transcript is spliced from 25 exons. Gene Ontology annotation, biological process: molybdenum incorporation into molybdenum-molybdopterin complex; glycine receptor clustering; establishment of synaptic specificity at neuromuscular junction. The coding region runs from base 40 to 2484 and encodes 814 amino acids.
UGCCGCGAGUUCUCGGUGCGGGCGACAGCGCUGCUGAACAUGGCGUCGGACGGGAUGAUUUUAACGAACCACGACCACCAAAUCCGGGUCGGAGUCCUGACAGUGAGUGACAGCUGUUUUCGGAACCUUGCAGAGGACCGCAGUGGCGUCAACCUCAAAGACCUCGUACACGAUCCCUCCCUGUUGGGGGGGAUGAUCACAGCCUACAAGAUAGUGCCAGAUGAGAUCGAUGAAAUCAAGGAGACUCUGGUGGACUGGUGCGAUGAAAAGGAACUUAACCUCAUCCUAACCACCGGAGGCACAGGCUUCGCCCCGAGAGACGUCACGCCAGAGGCCACUAAAGAGGUGAUAGAGCGCGAGGCUCCUGGGAUGUCUCUGGCGAUGCUGAUGGGUUCUCUCAAUGUCACACCACUAGGCAUGCUUUCCAGACCUGUGUGUGGAAUCCGAGGGAAGACGCUCAUCAUCAACUUACCAGGAAGCAAGAAAGGCUCCCAGGAAUGCUUCCAGUUCAUCCUGCCGGCGCUGCCGCACGCCAUCGACCUCCUGCGCGACGCGAUCGUGAAGGUAAAGGAGGCGGCCGAUGAGCUGGAGGACCUGCCGUCGCCACCGCCGCCCCUCUCGCCGCCGCUCAACAGUUCGCCACGCCGCCAGACGGAGGACAAGGGCGUGCAGUGCGAGGACGAGGACGAGGAGAAGAAGGACAGCGGCGUAGCAUCCACCGAGGACAGCUCCUCCUCCCACAUCACCGCCGCCUCCAUCGCAGCCAAGAUCCCAGACUCCAUUAUCUCGCGGGGUGUGCAGGUGCUGCCCAGGGACACAGCCUCUCUCAGCACCACGCCCUCGGAGUCGCCCCGAGCUCAGGCCACCUCCCGCCUCUCCACGGCGUCCUGUCCCACGCCCAAAGCGCGGCUCCCCUCCUGUUCAUCCACCCUAAGCAUUGCUGAGGCCUCACGGAGAGAAUUCAGGGCUCACCUGGAUGAGGUCAUCACGCUCAAGUCAAGGUACUCUACCUUGGACCAGCUCCAGUGUAGGUUGGAGGGGCUUAAAGAUGAUCGCAGGAGGACCUUCAGCUCUCGAGUGCAGUCACGAUGCAGCAGCAAAGAAAAUAUCCUAAGAUCAAGUCACAGUGCAGUGGACAUCACCAAGGUGGCCCGGAGGCACCGCAUGUCCCCCUUCCCCCUCACCUCCAUGGACAAGGCCUUCAUCACUGUGCUGGAGAUGACCGCCGUCCUGGGCACUGAGAUCAUCAACUACAGAGAUGGGAUGGGUCGAGUCCUGGCUCAGGACGUUUAUGCCAAAGACAACCUGCCCCCCUUCCCUGCCUCUGUCAAGGAUGGUUACGCUGUGAGAGCGGCUGACGGCCCAGGCGACCGCUUCAUCAUCGGCGAGUCCCAAGCUGGAGAGCAGCCCACACACACAGUGAUGCCUGGCCAGGUGAUGAGGGUGACGACAGGCGCCCCUAUCCCCUGCGGGGCCGACGCCGUCGUCCAGGUGGAAGACACCGAGCUCCUCCGUGAAUCUGAAGACGGCACAGAGGAGCUGGAGGUACGAAUCCUAGUACAGGCUCGUCCAGGGCAGGACAUCAGGCCUAUAGGUCACGACAUCAAGCGUGGGGAGUGUGUGCUGGCUAAGGGCACCCACAUGGGCCCGUCCGAAAUCGGCCUCCUGGCCACGGUCGGAGUCACAGAGGUGGAGGUGCAGAAAUUCCCUGUGGUGGCCGUCAUGUCCACAGGAAACGAGCUGUUGAACCCAGAAGAUGACCUUCAUCCUGGGAAGAUCAGGGACAGCAAUCGCUCCACCCUGCUGGCCACCAUCCAGGAGCACGGCUACCCCACUAUCAAUCUGGGCAUCGUGGGAGACAACCCCGAUGACCUUCUCAACGCUCUGAAUGAAGGCAUCAGUCGCGCUGAUGUCAUCAUCACCUCAGGAGGAGUGUCCAUGGGUGAGAAGGACUACCUUAAACAGGUGCUUGAUAUCGAUCUUCAUGCUCAGAUCCACUUUGGACGUGUUUUCAUGAAACCAGGUCUCCCAACAACCUUUGCCACCUUGGACAUGGAUGGUGCUCGCAAACUAAUCUUUGCCCUCCCAGGUAGAAACCCCGUGUCCGCUGUUGUCACCUGUAAUCUUUUUGUCAUCCCUGCCUUAAGGAAGAUGCAGGGCAUUUUGGACCCUAGGCCUACCAUCAUCAAAGCGAGGUUGUCUUGUGAUGUGAAGCUGGACCCUCGCCCUGAAUACCACCGCUGCAUUCUGACAUGGCAUCACCAGGAACCUCUGCCAUGGGCACAGAGCACAGGUACAGACAACUCUCAGUCUCAAGCAGGGAAUACGGGGGGAAAAGAACGGAAACUAGGGAACCAGGUGAGCAGCCGACUGAUGAGUAUGCGCAGUGCUAACGGGCUCCUGAUGCUACCUCCGAAAACAGAGCAAUACGUGGAGCUGCACAAGGGCGAGGUGGUCGACGUCAUGGUCAUCGGCCGGCUAUGAUGUCAUCACGGAGGGACGGCGAGUCGGCAUCAUAUAGCGAGGGUUGGAAUGGGUGGUUCACGGUGCAUGUCCACAUAUCAUUGACUAUUCUGUAAUAUGCAACGGCACAGCUAGUUUUUAUUGAUUUGGAUAACGUUGAGGUAUAGUCAACAUCUUGAUCACAACCUAGAUACAUAUGAAAAAAUCAAUUUAAAAAGAUUAUAGUAUUUCAAACAAAGAAAAAUAUAACUUUUAAUGAAAAAAUCAAAUUAUAAAAAGAGAUUUAUUCUGUAAUAUAUUAUUAUGAUUAUUCUUAUUAUUAUUAUCAUUAUUCUUCUUAUUAUCAUUAUUAUAUUAAGGCAACUUUGUUCCUUUCAUUGCAAUUGCUUUGUGUGUUCAAUGCUAGACCUUAUCUAUAGCAGUAGCAUUUUAAUAGACAGCUGUAGGUGCCUGCCAGGACAAAAAAAGAGAAUUUUUAUUUUCUCAUCUUAGGUGGAAAAAAAAUAAUCAGUUUUUGAAAAUGAAGAAAACAUUGAGGAGGACUCCAGAUUUCCCAUGGUGCUCAGCAAAGAGGAAGAGGGGGAAAAUCAGAGCCACUUCCUCUUUCGAGCACCCGUCGAGGUGACACUUCUGUUUUUCUCUCAUUAGUAUGCAUCAUAAUGGCUUCACAAAGAGCUUUGCUUGUUGUUUAUCUUGUGAGUCUUGUUUAUGUGCGCAGUGCCAAAUGCCUGGGCAGGGAAGGUGAUGUUGGGAGAGGGAGAUGGGGGGGGGGACGCCCCAGUCUGCCCAGACCCUGAAGCUUCCUUAUAUUCACGGUGACCGGGUAUAAACUCCGCCCCAGACCCCCCCCAGGGGCGAGUGGAGCCUGGGAAAAAUAAUCUUUUAUUUGAUCAACUAUUUAAGAAAUAAAAAAAGAGAGAAAAGAAACAGCUUCUUUAAGUGCUGAAAGCCUUUUUAACCAACUUCACAAAAAAUGUACAGAAAAAAAAAUAAGAACCAUAUUGUACAGAUAUAUGUGACCAGCACUCCUAAGGAAAUUAUUAAGCAAUGAGGAGACAUUGAACAACGCUGUACUAUAACAUUUUCUGUAAUGAAAUGAAACUGAUGAAAGAGACUAAGAUAAUAAAAAUCCUUGAUGAUUAUGUAAAAAAAAAA